Scutellospora calospora is the source of this 120-nucleotide messenger RNA. The record is from the annotation of a GenBank genome assembly. Lineage: Eukaryota; Fungi; Glomeromycota; Glomeromycetes; Diversisporales; Gigasporaceae.
UACUAAAUGAAUCUAAUUGUGAGUUGUUAGAAGUUAAAAAGUCUGAUUUAGAUCCUUAUGAUAGUGGAAGCAAUCAUAUUUUAUUAGAAGAUUUGUCCUUUAAUAGCAAUGAUCAAUAUU